This is a messenger RNA of Rhineura floridana, 2513 nucleotides long. RefSeq names its product dnaJ homolog subfamily B member 6-like. The transcript has 12 exons. Gene Ontology annotation, cellular component: endoplasmic reticulum membrane; cytosol. Gene Ontology annotation, biological process: protein refolding; positive regulation of proteasomal ubiquitin-dependent protein catabolic process. Lineage: Eukaryota; Metazoa; Chordata; Lepidosauria; Squamata; Rhineuridae. Gene Ontology annotation, molecular function: ATPase activator activity; Hsp70 protein binding. The coding region runs from base 289 to 1362 and encodes 357 amino acids. The record is from RefSeq and is a predicted model, not a curated record.
CACCAGGAAAGGGGCGUUUGCAACCCGUUCGGUGCUGCUUGUACAGAAUGCGUGUUCGCUGUUUUUUUCUUGCGGGCAGGAAAAUUGGUGUUUCGUUCCUGGCCUAGAUAGACUGGGGACAGGCGCUAUUAGAACAGUCGAGAAGCUGAAACGCGAUCGGUCCCCAGCGCCGGAUGUUGUGUACGUUAAUCCGAUGGGACAACGCAAAACAAAAGGGAGAUACGAGAGUCCAGUGCCCCGCUAGGGCGGAAUAGGCAUUUUCAUCAGGAAACAACAAUAAAAACUCCCAUGCUUUUUAGGAGAGCUUGGAGAACGCGGCUGUUGUCGUCCGAACGCAGCAGAGGAGGAAAAACCUCUCCCUACUACAGAAGCCUUCUCUGCCUCUACUACUCCAGCAAAGCAGAGCUUCCCAGCGUAGCACGAUUGGGCACCAUGGUGGAUUACUAUCAAGCGCUGGGGGUGCCUCGCAACGCCUCACCAGAUGACAUCAAAAAAGCGUACAGGAAGAAAGCCUUGCAGUGGCAUCCGGAUAAAAACCCAGAUAACAAGGAGUGUGCUGAGCAGAAGUUCAAGGAGAUAGCAGAAGCCUAUGAAGUGCUGUCAGACAAGAGCAAGCGUGAAGUCUAUGAUCGAUAUGGCAAAGAUGGGCUCAUGGGUGCAGGUGGGCCCAGUGGGUCAAGAGCACAUCCAGGACCUGAAUUCACCUUCACUUUCCGCAGUGCCCACGAUGUCUUCCGGGAUUUCUUUGGGGGUCGUGAUCCUUUUGCUGACUUUUUUGAUGAUCCAUUUGCAGACCUUCGUGGACCUGCACCCCGACAUCCUGGAGCAGGGCCAUUCUUCUCACCCUUCCCAGCGUCACCGGUGCCAGGUGCACCCUUCCUUGCAAGUUAUUCUGGUGCUCUCCCUGUUGCAGACUUCUUCUCCUCUUCGCUUGGUCCUGGUAUGAAUGCAGGAAUGGGCUUCCGCUCUGUCUCCACCUCCACCAGGUUCAUUAAUGGCAGGCGCAUAACUACCAAGAGGAUCAUCGAAAAUGGGCAGGAGAGGGUAGAAGUAGAAGAAAAUGGGGAGCUGAAAUCCAUCCAGAUUAAUGGUAUUCCUGACGACAUGGCCUUAGGCUUGGAGCUGAGCCGGCGGGAGCAGCAGGCCCUACAGAACCGCAAGCCAGCGCCUUCUCCCCCAGCGACAACCCCCCAGCGCCCACCUCCGAAGCGCCCAUCCCCCAGCUCGUCCCCUGUGAUCUUGUACACGGACAGUGACGAGGACGACGAGGACCUGCAGCUGGCGAUGGCCUACAGCCUAUCUGAGAUGGAGGCCAAGGGCCAGCACAGAGCAGACCCCGAUGGACAGGCAUAUUCUGUCUGAUGCCCCUCCAUGCUGCCUCUCUGCAGGUGUGUUCUGAGUCUGGAAGAGGGGAAUUGCCUUUCUAGCAUUCGGGCUUACAAGGCUACUCAAGCCUGGACUUCGCUUUCUGUUCCCUCCCUGAACCCUGCCUGGGGGGAAGUGAUUAGCAGGCUCCGAGUGUGUUUUCUCCCUUAUAGUUCUCUCUGCUGUGUGGCCUGUAGCACUCAGUAGCUCGUGAGGGCUGGGCUCAGUGCAGCCUGUUUUUUUUUAAAAAAAAUGUACUAGUUGCUAUGCUGUUGCUCUUGAGUUAACAAACACCUAUUGGGGGAGUGAGUAUCCUCCUCUUGCUGCUCAAAAGAGCCAAGGCUUCCCCUGCCUUUUGCUGGUGCCCUCUUCCAUUGCAAGAGAGGAGCCUUGCUAAAAAAAAAUGAGAUGACCCUUUUUGCUGUGAGGCUGAGGAAGUUGUGAAAGACAGUGGUGCCAUAUGAGCUGUGAUGGGUAUGGAAAGUGAGAAGCCUCCCCUAACCAUGGCUGUGUGCAUGGUGGCCUUCAGAUCCUCCUCAGCUUUGACAGGGACUCUUUGGGAUACAGCACAGCAGCACUGUUCUUGUUUCUAAAGAUGCCUGAGGGUGCCUGUGUUAAGGGGCAGAGACCAGGGAAGAACGGCUUCCAGUUCCAUCUCCAGGGAAGUUCCAUCUUUCUGUGCAUAGAGGGCCUUAUGCUGUAUGGCAGCCUUUCUCAGCCUUUUAGUUGGGGGAUCCCACUCCCCUUAUACCUGACCAUUGGCUAUGCUGCCUGCGGGGGUGAUGGGAAUUGAAACGCAAUGCCACUUCCAGAGCCAAGGUGGGGGAAGGCUGCUCUAGAGCCAAGGGCUAUAAACCAAAUUUCCCCCUCAGAGCAGCAGGGAUGCCGCUCUUCUGGACCAGGCCUUGCAGAGAGAGAAUGUGUGGGUGUGGUAUCAACCUCUCAGGACAGAAGGGGCUGUUUCUCUCUCCACUUCCUCCUCCCAAGAAAAUCCUCUUUCAGAAGGUAGCAGGGCUGGAGUUAACCAAAAAGAAUAAAGCCUGCUCAUUGUAUCUUAAACUUGGGAGGGGGAGUGACCUCUUCUGUAAUUCAAAGUGUUGGCCUGGCAUAGAAUGGGUGACAUUGACAAUAAACCUCUUUGCAAUUAA